AUGAAUGAACCAGCAAUGAUAUCCUUCUUCAGCGUCACAGGGGUGAUUUUGCUGGUUGCAGGCGUCGCAAUUUGGAGGACCCAUGGCCGUGGCCGGCGGAGCCGCCGAAUGCACAGCACCAAAGCCGAAGCCGACAACGACGACGAUACGGCGAUCGAGAACGACUGCGACGACGGCUGGGCCCAAGUGCCAAACACCUGCAGUGUUGGAGUUCAAGAAGAAGAAGAGAUGCGUAGCAUGGCAAGAGGACGGCCCGGUGUGGAUGAAAAGGUCUACCAGACACCACUCGCUACCGUGUCCAUUACCCCCGGCGUCGAGGCUGAGACGAGCCAGAGCCACCCGAUGAUUGAUGCUCAGACCUCUAAAGGAUCAAGGCCAACAGAUAUAGUGGCAUUUGAGAACCUCGGUGGAUAUCGAUAUGGCGAUUUUGCCUAUGGGCAUGACAAUAUGGCACCGCUUCCAGUUCCUCCGGCUUCGUCCCAAGACCGCCAUCUAAACCCAUAUAGUCAUCAUUCGCCUGCAGGUGGCAUUGCGGAAGUCGAAGCUGUUCCUGCUCCGGCAGCAUGUCCUUAUCCUCCUCCCACUAUUCAGACCUCCGACAGGGUUUCGGUGGAAUUGGGACAGCACGGGUCUGGGUCCCGACUGACAUCGUACAAUGGGCUUCCACCACACCGUGACGAUAUGAUGGCGGCACUCCCAAUCCCCAAGGACCAUCCGCUUUACCAACAUCAUCCGCAUCAUCAGGUUGUUGAAUGCCCAGCACCGGCCCCAGCAGCGCCUAAUAAACAGGAUCAUCCAGACCGCAGCAAGCCACCACCUCCAACAACGAUCCAGUACGAGCGCGAAAGUCUUGUCCCUGCUCCUUUGAAUCCGCGGCGCGGAAGGCAUAAUAGCCCCCAACACGUCGGCGAUCAGAACCACAAGCCAACAACUGCCUCGACCACCGAACCACCUGCAGCGCUGGAGCCGGCUGUCCCCACAUUGGCAAGGCCCUCAAGUGCUCCUGCUCGGCAGCCAACUUCCAUCUCCAGAUCGACGGGUCAAAAGACCGAGACGAGAUACAGCGUGUUUGAGAGUCCGCUGAGGCAGCAUCCACCGGAGUUGAAGAGGGGAUUACAAGAUGCAACAAGGGAUAUCGUGGUGCAAACUCCAGUCCACGAUUCAAGGGCUAUAAUUUGCCAGAUUGGAGCAGACGAUCAAGUCCAGAAUGAGUGGCCUUUGACGACAGCCCGUGAGCGCGUCGUCCGAUCAUCGUCGUCAUCAAAAACCACACCAACGCCAUCGCCAUUUCAGCUCGUGCAACGAUGCUACUUGGACGACCGUCCCCCUAACUCCAUCUUCGCAGUCAUCCUGCAAGCCAUCGAGGUGGAGUUGGACGGCCGAGGAUUUCAGGGUGUGGGGAUUGUCAUCUGGUCGUAA
Fonsecaea multimorphosa CBS 102226 is the source of this 1419-nucleotide messenger RNA. RefSeq lists its product as uncharacterized. Lineage: Eukaryota; Fungi; Ascomycota; Eurotiomycetes; Chaetothyriales; Herpotrichiellaceae. The record is from RefSeq and is a predicted model, not a curated record. The transcript has 3 exons. Bases 1 to 1419 code for a protein of 472 amino acids.